Molecule: messenger RNA, 1335 nt
Organism: Fonsecaea nubica
Lineage: Eukaryota; Fungi; Ascomycota; Eurotiomycetes; Chaetothyriales; Herpotrichiellaceae
Product: mannose-6-phosphate isomerase, class I
Exons: 2
Coding region: 1-1335 (444 amino acids)
Biological process (GO): carbohydrate metabolic process; GDP-mannose biosynthetic process
Cellular component (GO): cytosol
Molecular function (GO): zinc ion binding; mannose-6-phosphate isomerase activity
Source: RefSeq, a predicted model, not a curated record
AUGCAGGUUCCUUUGAUUCGGCUCCAAUGCGGCUGCAAUAGCUAUGACUGGGGGAAGAAGGGAAAAGACUCGGCUGCUGCGAGAUAUGCUGCGGCGACGCCCUCAGACAACUUCUCCGUCCAAGAAGACAAGCCAUAUGCCGAACUAUGGAUGGGCACACACCCUUCUCUACCCUCCAAAGACCUCGUCACUGGUAGAUCUCUCCUCGACCUUGUCGCCGACAACCAAGCACUGAUGGGCAGUGACAUUACCGAGAAGUACAACAAGAAACUUCCGUUUCUCUUCAAGGUCCUGUCUAUCAACAAGGCAUUGUCCAUUCAAGCCCAUCCCAACAAGAAGCUCGCCGAGAAGCUUCACGCCAAAGACCCAAAGAACUAUCCCGAUGACAACCAUAAGCCUGAAAUGACACUUGCCAUCACCCCGUUUGAAGGCCUUUGUGGUUUCCGACCCCUCAAGGAAAUUGCACACUUCCUCGCAAGCAUUCCACCCCUGCGCGAACUGGUCGGCGAGAGUGAGGCCAAAGGGCUUGAACAGGUUGCGAAUUCUUCCUCGCCGUCUCUCGACGAUGCUAAAUCCCGCCUCAAAGCCGCGUUCAGCUCGCUCAUGAAGUCUUCCAAGGCCGAAGUUGCCGAAAAGUCCCAAGCCCUUCUGGAGCUCGCUAAGAAUGGAUCAAUUUCUCCCGGUCCUAGUGUCAACACCUCUGAAGAGCUCUGCGAACUAGUGCAGCGGUGCAACAGCCAGUUCCCAGAAGACAUCGGCCUCUUCGUGCUAUUCUUCCUCAACUACGUCAAACUCCAACCCGGACAGGCCAUGUACCUCAAGGCAGACGACAUCCACGCCUAUAUCUCGGGCGACAUCAUCGAGUGCAUGGCGAGCAGCGACAAUGUGAUCCGCGCUGGCUUCACGCCCAAAUUCCAAGACGUCAACACCUUGACCGACAUCUUGACCUACGACCACGAUCCACCCGAGCAACAGCUCCUCCAACCCGUCGACUACCCGUACGUCACGCUCAACGACAAAGCCUACAGCUCUGGCAGCGACUCGUUGCUGUACGAUCCCCCGAUCGAGGAAUUCAGCGUCGUGCGCACGGCGCUCAAGAAACCAGGCGCCAAGGCCACUUUUGAAGGGAUCGCGGGCCCCAGCAUCGUCAUCUGCACGAGCGGCGAGGGCAAGAUCAGCGUCGGCCCCAAGACGGAGGACUUCAAGGAAGGCUGGGUGUACUUUGUGGGCGCGACUGCUGAACUGGUCAUCGAAAGCGCGACCGACGGGAUGGUCACGUUCAGGGCCUUUUGCGAGAUUGACGACACCGCCAAGCAACACAAUGGGGCGCAUUGA